Messenger RNA from Labeo rohita (rohu), 10980 nucleotides. RefSeq names its product golgin B1 (gene golgb1). The transcript is spliced from 20 exons. Lineage: Eukaryota; Metazoa; Chordata; Actinopteri; Cypriniformes; Cyprinidae. Gene Ontology annotation, cellular component: cis-Golgi network; membrane; endoplasmic reticulum-Golgi intermediate compartment. The coding region runs from base 134 to 9910 and encodes 3258 amino acids. The record is from RefSeq and is a predicted model, not a curated record.
CCCUUGCGCGGUCCAAUCACAGCGCUGCGUUUCUGUUUCCGGGAUGUUUGGUGAUGUGGCUCUAAAAUCCUGGAGACGAAAUUGAUCAAAUAAACCACGCAGCUCUUCCCUGCUCCGACUACACAGGUCAGCCAUGUUUAGCCGGCUGACCCAAGGGGUGUCCUCUGUCCUCCAGGAGCUCUCAGGUGAGGAACGCUCCGAUGGAGACGUCCAGGAUGGUCUGGUGCCUCAGCCCCAGCCUGAUGCUGAAGCAUCCCCAGAGGGCUCGGCACCCUCCGAAGAGGUUCUGGAGAGGCUGGCCCAGACCGAACAGCUGGUGGUUCAGCUUAAGGAGCUGAUUCGAGAAAAGGACAGCCAGCUUGCCAACACUGAAAAACAGCUCAAGGAGGAGAAAGAACAGGCAGAAGUGAAGUUUACAAAGCUUAAACUGCAGGCCAAAGCCAAGAUGGCUUCCCUAACCAAACAGCUCAAUGAGCUGAAAGGACAAGAAGCAUUGAACAGCAGUCAGAAUUCAGAGAGCUCCUUCCAAAUGCCUCCAGGAGUGGAGGAGGAACUCCAGCAGCUGAAAGAAAAGCUCAGCCAGGCGGAGUCGGAAAACAAGACCCUUCAACAUCAGCUCUGGGAGGCUGAACAGCGUGUGAGAGAGGAAGGUCAUGCAGAGCAGGUGCGAAUUCUGCAGGCUGUAGUCAAGGAAAAAGAUGUGCGGUUUCAAGAACAAAUCCUCAAACAUGAACAGGAACUGGUCAAUCUCACACAGGCCUCAAAUGACCCUGAUUUACAGCAGGCUCUUCGUGUAUCCCAGGAGCGCAUAGAGGAGUUGGAGGAAUCCUUGCGCUCUCGUUCAGAAGUCUUAGAAAUGCUGCAACAGGAACUCAACAGCGCAGACCAGCAGAAACAGAUUCUGACUGCUCAGUUCAGGCAGAUGGAGUUGGAGUUGGCAGAAGCCCAGAAACUGAGAGAAGAGGAGAGGCAGCAGUGGGUAAUGCGUGCUGAGGAAGAACUCCAGGCUCUUAGAGCCAGACUACAGACUUCAGAGAGUGAGAGAGAACAGACCGUCAAUUCUCUCAACACCGAAUUACUGAAAAAGACCACAGAGAUGGAUGAAAUGACAGCAAAACUUGAAUCUGCUGAAAGAGAGAAAGAAGAAACGCUGGAGAAAUUGAAAGAAAAAGAAAAUGUCUUUGAGGCAGAGCUGGCCAAAUUGAAAGUAGGUCUAGAAGCCAGAUUGGAGACCUCAGAGAGUGAGAGAGAGCAGACCAUCAGUACACUCACCAUCAACGUCACCCAACUUAAUGCUGAAUUGCUGAAAAAGACCAUAGAGUUGGAUGAGAUGAGAGCAAAGCUUGAAUCUGGGCAAAGGGAGAACGAAGAAAUGCUGGAGAGAAUGAAAGAGAGAGAGACUAGCUUUGAGGCAGAGCUGACCAACAUGAGAGUAUCUCUAGAAACUAGAUUAGAAACAUCAGAAAAUGAAAGAGACCAGAACAUAAGCGCUCUCAAUGCAGAGUUACAGAAAAAGACAGCAGAGGUGGAUGAAAUGAGAGCAGAACUUGAAUCUGGGCAAAGAGAGAAAGAAGAAAUACUGGAGAGAAUGAAAGAAAGAGAGACUAGCUUUGAAGCAGAGCUGGCCAACAUGAAAAUGUCUCUAGAAACUAGAUUAGAAACAUCAGAAAAUGAAAGAGACCAGAACAUCAACGCUCUUAAUGCUGAGUUACUGAAAAAGACUGAAGAGGUGGAUGAAAUAAGAGCAAAACUUGAAUCUGAAGAAAGUGAGAAGAAGAAAAUGCUGGAGGAAUUCAAAGAGAGAGAGACUAGCUUGGAGGCAGAGCUGGCCAACAUUAAAAUAUCUCUAGAAGCCAGAUUAGAAACCACAGAAUGUGAAAAAGAGCAGACCAUCAAUGCUCUCAAUGCUGAGUUACUGAAAAAGACCACAGAGUUGGAUGAAUUGAGAGAAAAGCUUUCAGCUGAGGAGAGAGAAAGACUGGAGACAUUACAAGAGAGACAAACAAAGUUUGAAACGGAGCUGGCCAACUUGCAAGCCUGUCUGGAAGUCGCUGAGAAACAGAAAGAGGAAAUGACGAAGAAGCUAGAAGUGGAGGCGGCAAACCGCAUGGAAGAGCUUCAUCAGCUUCAGGAGAAGCUCAACGAAGUGGAAAGAGGACGGGAAGAACAAUCUAAGAGUGAAAGAGAUCACUUAGCACAGAUGCAAAACGAGAUUGAGUCAUUAAGAGAGACACUGGAUGCCAAUAAAGAAGAACAGAAAGCAAGUCUGCAAGCUAAGGACGCACUGGAGAAGCUUUGGAGAGGAAUUCAGAAUUUGACAACUGCUGGGGAAGCAGCGGUUGAAGUAUCCAUUCCUACUGACCCUGCACAGUUCCUAGAGGUGUUACCUGCUCUAGAAGCUCAGCUGAGCAACCUCAAAGAUGAACAGCAGGAGAGUCAAACAAGCUUGUCCCAGAUCACACUCACUCUACAAUCUCUGCAAGGUCAACUGGAUAAGAGCACAGCUGAGAGAGAGGAAGCAGUUGCUAGGAUACAGGAACUGGAGCAACAACUUCUGACUGUUCAGGUUACUAGUGAGUCAUUACAUGAUCAUGUGACUGAUCUGUCUGCGAGGGAUUUAGACAGGACAAACCAGGAUAACAGUGGAGAUGGACAUAGCUCAGAAAACAAAUUACAGACAGAUCGGAUACUGUUUUUGGAGCAGCAGCUUGCAGACAGAGAAGGGGAACUCUUUGCUCUCAAAGAAAAACUGUCACUCAGCACAGGCAAAACUAUUCCAGAGGAGGAAAGUACAGAUAGCGCAAGCAGAGGGGACAUCGCUGGGUUGCACGACAACUCUACAGCACUGUCUGAGGGCACACAAGAGGAAGAGACAACACUUGUGGCAGUAGACACAUCUGUUAUGUCUGUUUCUGCUGGCAAUGAGAGUAGCCCUGAGCUUAUAGUACCUCAGCCUGAGUCUCCUGGAGAAUCAAAGGGUACGUCUUCGGAUGAGAUGGUGACAAGCAGUGACUCAGAGGUGGCUCAUAGUAGCUGGACUCUUCUGGAAGCAGUCAACCAAGAUGGGACUCAAGAGUGGGCACCCCAAAUUCAGGACUUUGCCUCAAUGCGCUUAUCCACGCAAUCUUGGGAAGAGACGUGUGAGGAGCAUGUUGCAUCAACUACUUGCAUAGUUGACAUUGAAUCUCCAUCUGUAGUUAUCCAUGAAACUGUACAGGUACGUCUCGACCAACGAGAGGGAAGUCUGCUGAAUGCAGAUGCAAGCACUGGUCAGGCUUUUGCACAAGUCUUAGCAGAAGAGAUUCAGAAAAGAUACAGUGAACUUCUGGGAGAGCUUCAGCAGUUGAAAGAUACAGCUUUACAAUCGCAGGAAAGAGUCUCCCAGCUGGAGGAAUCAGUGAAGUCACUCACAGAUUCCAAUAAUGAGUCUCAGUCCAGGGCAAAUAUAUAUGAGAAAGAGCUGAUUGAAGUUAAGGCAUUGUUUGAGCAAGAAAAACUAGAUAGGCAAAAUGUUGCUGAGCAGUUUGAGAACUUGCAGGAAGAAGUUCUCUCUAAAGAUGAUAAGCUGAAAGCCUUAGAGGCAAGCCUUGAUGAAGUCAGUCAAAGACUUGUUGAACAAGAAGGUCAAGCUAGAAUGCUGGCUGCUCAGCUGGAGGAUAGAGAGUUCACCACCUCCGAACUGGAGCAGAAGCUCUUGGACAUGGAGGGCAGGUUAGUGCAGGUCUCUCAGGAGGCUGAUAAGGCAAAAGCUGCUCUCGUUGACACUACUGCUGAGCUGGAAGAUCUACAAAAGUGUCUUUCACAGAAAGACCAAGAGAUGAUGGAACUCAAUGAAAGCAUGACUGCCAAACUACUCCAGACUGGAGAGGAGAAGUUUGCAAUAUCCAGUGAAGUCAAAAAGCUGAAAGAACAAAUACAUGAACUUGAGAGUGCCAGGGAUGACCAGCAGAAAAAUGUAGAGGAUAAAACAGCAGAAUGUGAGGAGCUUGUUGCUUUACGAAAGGAGAAGGAGGAUUUGAAUACACAAAUGGCUGCCAUGAAGAAAGAUGGAGAACAUGUCAAGAGAAAGCUGCAGGCGGCUCUAAUACAACGGAAAGAAUUGUUGAAAAAAGUUUCAGACUUUGAGAAGGAGGCUAAGAGCAGGGAAGAAAAGGAAAGAGAUGAUAAUGAGGAAACUACUCUUCAGUUUAAAAAUGAAAUUAAGGAAAAAGAGAAAGAAAUACAGAGACUGGAUACUUUGUUGCAAGAGACCAGAGAUGUCUUAAAUUUAAAAGAAGAGACCUUGACAAGUCUGAAACAAAAAAUCAGUGACCAAGACCAAGCACUGACUGAGUCACGUGAAGAAAUACAACGUUUAACAGAGCAGUAUGUACAACUAAAUGAACAACAAAUGUCACAGAUGGGUGAGGACAAAAAUAGGCUUCUUUCACAGAUAGCGUCCAUGGAAUCUGACAUUGAAACACUGCAUAAAAAGCUUCAGGAAGCUCAAGAUGACGCUGUUGUGAAUGCUCAAGAGAAAGAUCAUCAUCUUGAGCAGAUGAAACAACAGAAAGAGGAGUACAGUGACCUUUUUGAACGAUUCCAAACUGAAGAGAGAGAAAAAGCUGGGUUGUUGAAUCGUAUUGUGGAGCUUGAGGGUCUGCUAGAAUCAAAGAAUGAUACAGAUCAAGUGGUGCGUGUGAAUUUGGAGAGGAAUGUUGGGUCAGCUACACAGAAUCUAGAGAAACCAGAGACAAAUGAUUGGGUUCAGGAGGACUGGGUGGAUUUUGCUUCAGCUGAGAUUGAGACACAACAAAACAAACCUGGUGAGCAAUCUCAACAACCCAUGGCUAAAAAUCAUGAGGACAUUAUAAAUGCUCUCAAGGAGGGAUUAAGAGUUGAGCAGGCUGCUCGUGCGGAAUUAGAAGUGCGUUUACAAGAGAGCCAAUCCUCUCAAUCACACUCUGAUAGCAAAUUUAAAGAGCUUUGCGAAGAACUUGAAGCUUUGAGAGAAAAGGAGAGGCAGAUUGAUGUUCUUACUGAGGAAAUGAAGGCUCUUAAGGGGAAAUGUCACAAUGCUGAAGCUCAUGCAGAGAAGCUGAAAGCGGAGGUGGAUGAGGCUUGGGAAGCAGCUAAAAGAAGCAUCUCAGAUGCUGAGUCCCCAAUCAAAGCACUUCAGUCAGAGGUGGAGGAAUUUAAACAAUUUCUUAAAAACAAGAACGAUGAGAUUAUUGAUUUGAGCCAACAGCUUAGCGAACAAAGUUCUCUUCUACUUAAGAUGCAGGAAACAGUACUGGAGAAAGAUCAACAGAUUGCUUCCCUACAAGAAGGGCUUAAAGCUGAGCAAGAUAGGGUCCAGAAACUGGAAGCAGAAAUGCCACAACGCGAGGAAGAAGAGAAAGAUAAUAGUGCCAAACUCCAACAGCUUCAGCGUAAACUCCAGGCUGCUCUUGUGUCACGUAAAGAGGCACUCAAAGAGAAACAGAUGUUGAAGGAGGAACAGGCUGCUGCUGAGAAAAUCAAAUUAGAGCUACAACAGAAACUGGAGUUAAUAGAGGUGGAGCUGAACAAGUCAAGAGAAGAGAGGGAGAAGUUAAUUGAGGAGGUGGAUCGAACUUUGUUGGAAAACCAGAGUCUGCAUGCUUCCUGCGAGAGCCUAAAACUUGCUAUGGAGGGUGUUUUGAAUGAGAAGGAUGCAUGUAAACGUCAGGCAGAGAGUGCCAAAGAGGAAUCCGAGCAAGCGUGCAGGCAGCUGGAGGAAAAGGUGCAAAGCAUGAAAGAAGAGUAUGAAUCCCUCCUGAAGUCAUAUGAAAAUGUGAGUGAUGAGGCUGAACGAGUGAGACGAGUGCUUGAAGCUGCUCGACAGGAGAGGCAGGAGUUAGCAGCCAAGGCACGAGCUCAUGAGACAGCCAAACAAGAGGCUGAGAGGUUAGCUGAGGAAGCUAUGAAGGAGGUGGAUGUUGUGAAAGAAAAAAUGAGAAAGUUUGCCAAGGUUAAGCAUCAGAAGAUCACGGACCUUGAGGAGGAGAAUGAAAGGCUUCGGGAACAGGAAGAGAAGAAAAUGACUAAACAUAAAGAUACUGGGCUAAAACAAGAAUUGGAGAAAGUCAAACAAGAGUUUGAGACCUUAAAAACAAAUUAUAAUCUUGUUAUGGAUGAAAGAAACACUUUCGAACAUGAAGCUGAGGAGUUGAGACAACGUUUGGCUGAAGAAAUUGAAAGAAAGGCCAGUGAGACCCUGGACACACACUCUGUGGAAACUAUUAAGGAGGUUAAAGUUGUCACACAGCAGAGAAGUCCUGAUUUAAUUGAUAUCCAAGAGUACCAGAGUGAUAGUAUUUCCCUAGAGGCUAAUCCCACAAAGCCUUUGGAGUCCACUGGCACUGCUCUUGAACAACAAGUCACAAAAGUGCAAGCAAACGCUGAGAUGAUUACUCAAACAGAGGAGAGGCUCAAGGAACUGGAAACCUCUCUCAAAACAGCAGAGAAUAAGAUAAGGGAACUUGAAGCUGCUCUUGAAGAUCACAUGGAAUCCAGAAACAAGGAAGAGUCAACGCUUAAUGCAGAGCUUGCUUCCUUCAAGAAGAACCUUCAGGAGUCUUUAGAAAGAGAGGGGCUCCAGAAGGAAGAGCUCUCUAAGAAAGAGACCCAACUGCAAGAACUCCGCACUAGCCUAGAGGCUGAAAGGGAUGACCUGGAGGAGCGGUUAAUGAACCAACUGGCUCAGCUCAAUGGCAGCAUUGCAGGCUACCAGCAAGAGGCAUCUGACAGUCGCGAUCGCCUCGCAGACAUGCAGAGGGAGUUGGAGAAGCUGGAGAGAGAGCGGGCUGAGCUGGAGGCUGAGGUGGCAAGUGAGAGGGACCGGGCAGCCAGGAUGGAAGAGGACAUGAGGCAGGCCCAACGAGAAAGAGCAGAGGCAGAGGCUGAGUCAGGCAAACAGAGAGAGCUGGAGCAGAAGUUGAAAUCGGCACAGAGGUUUAAAGAAGGUAGUCAAAACAGAACACGCCAACUUGAGGAACUGCUUAGGGAGAAGCAACUGGAGGUCCGUCAGCUACAGAAAGACUGCAUUGAAUACCAGGAAAGAAUAAGUGAACUGGCUAAAGAAGUUAAAUCAUUGACAUUGGGCAGAGAUGAGGUGAGUGCAGAACUUGAGGCAGCACGCUUAGAAAUUGCAAAGAUUAUGCAAGACAAAACAAGUAUUGGAGCAGAACUUUCAACAUGUAAAGGGAAGCUGGACAUUGCACUGGAAGAAGCAAAGCAGGCCCAAGCAGACAAACUAGCUGCUGAACAAAUGGUACAACGCAAAGAGGUCGAGUUGAAGGCAGAUGCAGAGCGUACCUUGGAUGAAGUCAGGUAUCGCCUUGGAGCCGAGCUUAAACAGAUGGAAUUAAGACUAGAGAAAUCAUACCGAGAGCGGGAGAGGGAAGAGGAGGCAACUCUCGAAGCAAGGAGUAUUGCUGAGGCCGCAGACAGGCAUGCCCAGGAAAUGCAGGCACGUCUAGAUGAAGCACUGGCUCGGUUAGCAGCCUUUUCGCGCUCUAUGUCGUCCCUGCAGGAUGAUCGUGAUCGAGUGCUGGAUGAGGCCAAGCAAUGGGAGAAUCGUUUUCAUAGCGAGCUGCAGGAAAAGGAGGCUGAUGUUCGGGAGGCUGAGACCCGUGCUAAAGAACUUGCUGAGCAACUCCAGAGGGAGACCACCCAAAAAGAGGAGCUGCAGAGUUUAUUAGAAAGAAUGCAAAAGACAGAAGAGAACCUACAGCUAAAGCUGUCUGAGGCGGAAAAGAAACAUAACGAAAGCCUUGCAGCUCUUGAGAAAGAAAGAGAGGAUCUGCAGCAGAAGCUCGCUCUAGUAGAGACCAACCUGACACAAACUCGUUCCCAGUUGUCUACACUGGAGACAGAGGCAGAGGGACUACGGCACCGGACCAAAGCUCUAGAAGAAGCAGUAGACAAGCUUCAAAGUGAUAGUAAUGAGGCACGUGCAGUGAUCAAGGAAAGGGAGACAGAAGAAAGAAGACUAUGCUUGAGGCUUGAGCAACUGGAGACAGACCUGGCAUCUUCAAAGAACCUUACUGACAAUCUUCAGGCAGCUUUGGAUGAGAAGGAGAAGAGGGAGUUGGAGCUCCUUGGUGAGAAGGAACAUGCUGUGACACAGGCUGUAGAGGAGGCUAGGAAGGAUGCAGAUGGAAGGGCCGAGAUGGCAGAGAAAGAGCUGGAGAAGAAGAGAGAUGAGUUGCGUGGUUUAGAAGAGAGACUUCGUAAGGCUGAGGAGGACACUUUUCAGAGCAGGGCUCAACUUGAGUCCUUUACCAAGGCUAUGGGCUCCUUGCAAGAUGACAGAGACAGAGUGCUCAGCCAAUACAAACAGCUAGAGGAAAAACAUCUCCAGGUUAUGAUGGAGAAGGACAAUCUGAUCCAAGAGGCUGCAGGUGAAAACAACGGGCUAAAGGAGGAGAUUAGAGCCUUGUUGUCACAGCGGGAUGAUCUCAAUGCUGAGAAUGCCAAGCUGGCUGCCCAGCUUCAUGGCUACAGAAAUGACCUGAACCAGGUUCUUGCUAUGAAGGACUCCCAGCACAAACAGAUUCUUGCUGCCCAAGUAGAGCGCAUCAGUUUUCUGGAGAGAGAGAAAGAAGAUCUCGAGAGCCAAAUUCAGGCUGUUGUAAAAAAUGUUGCACAAGGAAAGGUACCUCCAUUGGAGCAGGAGAUCUUGAGCCAAGCCAGUGAAGGAAGUGUUAAGCAAGAUGCACCAGGGGCCGAGGUAGAGAAGCUAAGAGAACAGCUCCAAGUUGCUAGAAAGCGUAUCGCCACCUUGGAGGAGACCUUGGAAUCUGAGAAGGAGACCCAGGCAGUCCACAGCAAAGAGUUGAAGGAGCUACACUGGGAAGGUAGCAUCCUGCGCACCGAAGCUGAAACAGCCGAGGAAAGGGUUGCGGAGUUGGCUCGAGACCUGUUGACGAUGGAGCAGCAGCUUCUGGAGGAAAGGGAAACAGCGUCUCAGCUUCGAGCUCAGAAUCAGUCUUUUGGUCAAUCCAUGGCCUCUCUGCAGGAUGCCAGAGAUCAGGCUAUCAAUGAGGCCAAGGAGCUGCGUCUCCGUUUGGAUGAGAUAAACCGAACGGGUCACUCAGCUUCUCCUCCAAGUGGCGCUAAAGGAGAAGUGUGGAGCCUAAAAAAUGCUCUGGCAGCACUGCAAAAUGACAGGGAAAGAAUGUUGGAACAGCUGCACUUGCAGCGGUCUGAAUUGGAUCGACUUGGAUCUGGUGAACUAUCCAGGCUCAAUCGGGCUCUGGAGGAUGAGAGACGAAGGGCAGGGGAUCAAGAGGAAAAGAUCAUGGCUGAGCUUAGGGAUAGAGAUGCACAGAUGGACAGAUACAAGCAAGAACUGGAAAUGCUCAGACUUGAGAGAAUGGACUGGCAGGGCCAGGCUGAGCUCUUGAAGCAGCAGACCCUGACCACCCUCUCAGAAAGGGACCAACAGGUUCGCCAGCUUACUGCAAUGCUGGAGGAAGCACAGUCCUCAAAAUUACGACUUGAGCACACACAAAGACAGGGAAGCCUUGCAGUAGAUGCUGCCCCUGGUGGCCCUCUAGAGCACAACGAGGGCUAUAAAGCUGAGUGUAUUGAACUCCAGAGAAGGCUGGAUGAAGAGUCGGAACAGAGACUCAGAGUAGAGGAGCAGCUCAUCGCCGCACAGGACCGCCUCAAACGCUAUACACAGGGGGAGUGGCAGACAGCAUCUGAUGCCAUGAUGUCAGAAACAGCUGUGCUUAUUGAGCCUACAGAGGGCGCCGUUACACGGACUCGUAGUGGUGGACCUGGGCUACUGCGGAUGCUACGAGUUGCAUUCUGCUCUCGUCAGCGAACCCCUCUGCUGAUUUCCCUCUACCUGCUGACUGUUCACGUGCUGUUGCUGCUAUGCAUGGGAGGAUAUCUGUGAGAGAGAUUAAUCACGCUUUACUGAGAGUUACAAGCUCAUUCACUUAUACAAAACAAAUGAACACUUUAUUUAACACAGGGUUAAUUAAUUUACAUUCUUCUAUGAAUAUUUUCCCUUGCUUAUUUACCAAAGUUACAUCUGAUCUGUUUGUUUUCUUUUUUUUUUAUCAGAGCGUUCUGACAGAAAAUAAUUUCCACCCAGUUUUAAUGGGGCUUGUCCAGUCUAGUAACACUAGAGCACUACCUGCACUUCCUCGGGAACAUUAUUUUACCCUUUAAGACAGCCCAAAUUAAUGAAGGAAUUUGUAAGCAUCUGGAAAAUGUAGAUGACAGUAUCAGCAUAUUUCAACAGGGUCUUUCACAAUGUCUGUCAAAUGCAUAAAGGUAUUUUGCCCACAUUCCAGCUUCCUGUAGUUAGUUUUCUCUCUUGAUAACUCUUUAUUUCUGCAUAAAGUCAUAACUUUCAUAUGUAAUGGCAAAGCUAAUACAGAUACUGGGUACGUCUGCAUGGCAAGACGUCAGAAGUCUUCUAGAAAUGUCCUAGUGUAUUGACUGUUUCCUUUGACGGCGGACUGGUUUGCCAGCUUGGUGCAAUACUGUCAUUUAUAUUUGUUGAUUUUAAUCGGUGGUUUUUCGGUUUAUUUGUUAGUUUUGUUGGUGUUUUCUUUAACAAACACUACACAUCGUCUUCUAUACAUCUGGACUACUGUUGCUUUUAUUCACCGUUAAAGGUAUAAAUGAAAUACCUUGAAUUUAUUUAGAUGUUUUGAUUCUGUUUCAGUUAUAAGAAAGCUUCAUCAAGUCAUUCAUGUUCUGCUUAUUUCUAGUUUCUGAGCCAGAGCCAGGCGUCCUAUUCUCACUUAACUACUGUCACACAAAUCUGUUUGGGCUGUAUAGGGAUGGAUUAGAUUGUGGUUAAAAUGUUGUCUCUAUUUACAGUGAGAUUUUAAGAACAGCCCAAGUGAGUGUUUUAUCUGUAAAAUCUGUGUAAAUGAUCCUUUCUCUCCCUCCUGCUACCCUGUUGUAGGGGCUAUUUUUUGGAAAUAAAGUCUAUUUAUGGGAAGACAUACA